CUUUGAACUGGACCAGUCAUUCCGGAUUGUAUGAAACUUCACAGAAUGAUUCCGAUCUCAUCCUCUGAUUGGCCUCAAACGACGGAAACGGCGCCCCAACUGAAUAGCGAUUGGCUGUCGCGGACUCGUGUUUCAUAUCGCCCAAUAGCAGCCCCCCAUUGCGAAAGUCUGAGUCGCCAGCGUGACCUCCUAGCCGCGUCCACCUCUAACUUACAGCCAUGUUGCGCUCUUUCCGACGUGUCGAGCAGCUAAAGAGCAGCUUGCGGACUAUGCCGAGUGUCCGCGCCGACUGUAAGAUCGUCAUAAACCCGUGCAGGAUGGCCAGUUCGGAUUUCAGGAUCGAGCGGGACACCUUCGGCGAGCUCAAGGUCCCGUCGGACAAAUACUACGGCGCCCAGACCGUCAGAUCCACCAUGAACUUCAAGAUUGGGGGACCUUCCGAGCGAAUGCCGCUCCAGAUCAUCCAUGCCUUCGGAAUCUUGAAGAAAGCGGCGGCCCAGGUCAAUAAAGACUACGGUCUGGACCCCAAGAUCGCGGACGCUAUCUGUCAGGCGGCGGACGAGGUGGCUAUCGGGAAGUUGGACGAUCAUUUCCCUCUGGUGGUGUGGCAGACCGGCUCCGGAACCCAAACCAACAUGAACGUCAACGAGGUGAUAAGCAACCGAGCUAUCGAGAUCUUGGGAGGACAACUGGGCUCCAAGGAUCCGGUCCACCCCAACGACCAUGUCAACAAGAGCCAAAGCUCCAACGACACCUUCCCCACGGCCAUGCACAUCGCCGCAGCCACAGAGGUCCACCAGGUUCUCAUCCCGGGCCUGCAGAGUUUGCACGACGCACUGGCAACCAAGGCCGAGGAGUUCCAGGACAUUAUCAAGAUUGGUCGCACGCACACGCAGGACGCCGUGCCAAUGUCGCUGGGCCAAGAGUUCAGCGGGUAUGUCCAACAGGUCAAGUACAGCAUUGAGCGGGUGAAGGCGGCCAUGCCGCGGGUGUACGAGCUGGCGGCCGGUGGCACGGCCGUGGGUACGGGCCUCAACACGCGCGUGGGCUUCGCCGAGAAAAUGGCGUCCACAGUCUGCGCCCUGACCGGGCUGCCUUUCGUGACGGCACCCAACAAGUUUGAGGCACUGGCGGCGCACGACGCCCUGGUAGAGCUGAGCGGCGCUCUCAACACGGUGGCGGUGAGCAUGAUGAAGAUCGCCAACGACGUGCGUUUCUUGGGCUCGGGCCCACGCUCGGGCCUGGGCGAGCUUAUCCUGCCCGAGAACGAGCCGGGCAGCAGCAUCAUGCCCGGCAAGGUCAACCCCACGCAAUGCGAGGCCAUGACCAUGGUGGCCGCCCAGGUGAUGGGCAACCACAUGGCAGUGACGGUGGGCGGAAGCAACGGCCACUUUGAGCUCAACGUCUUCAAGCCCAUGAUUGCCAAAAACGUGCUGAACUCAGCGCGCCUGCUGGGCGACGCCACCGUGUCCUUCAGCGGCAACUGCGUGGUGGGCAUCCGGGCCAACACGGAGAGGAUCGAAAAGCUGAUGAACGAGUCGCUUAUGCUGGUGACGGCGCUCAAUCCGCACAUCGGCUACGACAAGGCGGCUGCCAUCGCCAAGACGGCGCACAAGAAGGGAUCCACGCUAAAGAAGGUGGCCGUGGAGCUGGGCUACCUCACCGAGGAAGAGUUCGAUCGCUGGGUCAAGCCCAGAGAAAUGCUGGGACCCAAGUGAACCUGAUCAAAGUUUAUCACGCACGCUUAAUUUAAUACACGGGAAUCACGUGGCUACUGAAGGGCAAUUGAAUGUUGCAAUGUCACAGUACGGAAAACUAAUGGACAGCUAAAUUGGAUUUUUACAUCAUGUGCCAUGCUAAUUGUUUACGAAUGGGCUGUGGUUGACACCGUGGUUGAUAUGUAUGAAUAAAAAGCAAGACUUCAAUA
Molecule: messenger RNA, 1927 nt
Organism: Hippocampus zosterae (dwarf seahorse)
Lineage: Eukaryota; Metazoa; Chordata; Actinopteri; Syngnathiformes; Syngnathidae
Gene: fh
Product: fumarate hydratase
Exons: 2
Coding region: 219-1718 (499 amino acids)
Biological process (GO): malate metabolic process; fumarate metabolic process; tricarboxylic acid cycle
Cellular component (GO): tricarboxylic acid cycle heteromeric enzyme complex; mitochondrion
Molecular function (GO): fumarate hydratase activity
Source: RefSeq, a predicted model, not a curated record